GGAGGGAGGAAGAGGAAGGAGGGGGCGGCGGCCGCGCGAAGGAUGUUGCGGCUGCGCUGCAAGGCCCGGAGCGGCACCCAGCCGCUGCCCGGUCUCACGGCGCACUCCCGUCUCCGCGACAUGCAGGCCGCCCUGGCCGCCCUCACCGGCGUCCCCGCCCCUGCCCAGCGGCUGCUGCUCGGCUUCCCUCCGCGGAGCCUCGACCUCAGCGACGGCGAGCGGCGGCUGGGCGAGCUGGGCAUCCACUCGGGAGACACGCUCAUCGUGGAGGAGGACACGUCCAAGCCCAGCGCCGGCUCUCCAGUCGUGGCCAAGAGGAUGAUGGCGGUGAGGGAAGCGGUCCCGGUGCUGGCCAGGAGGGUGGUACCAGCUGAUAACUCGUGUCUGUUCACCAGUGUGUACUACGUGGUGGAGGGAGGUGUGUACGACCCCGGCUGUGCCCCGGAGAUGCGCAGCCUCAUCGCACAGAUCGUAGCCAGCGACCCCGAGGCGUAUUGUGAAGCAGUGCUGGGGAAAACCAACAGGGAAUACUGCGACUGGAUCCGGAGGGAUGAAACCUGGGGGGGAGCCAUCGAGGUUUCCAUUUUAUCCAAGUUUUAUCAGUGUGAAAUCUGUGUGGUGGACACGCAGACAGUCAGAAUCGAUCGUUUCGGGGAGGAUGCCGGGUACACCAAGCGGGUCCUGUUGAUCUACGAUGGGAUUCAUUACGAUCCGCUCGAGCGUAAAAUCCCCGACUCGGACGUUCCUCCCCAGACCAUUUUCUCUACUUCUGAUGAUGUUGUUCUCGCACAAGCCUUGGAGCUAGCAGAUGAAGCCAGACGGAAGAGGCAGUUCACUGACGUGAAUCGCUUCAUGCUGAGGUGCAUGGUGUGCCAGAAGGGACUGACGGGACAAGUGGAAGCCAGAGAACACGCCAAGGAGACGGGACACACCAACUUUGGGGAGGUGUGACAACCUGCAUGAGGAUGGUUACAUCUACUACCUCACUCAUCCGGAAUCAAAUUCUGGAUUUCCAGAUAAGCUGUAUGUAAUCACAAAAUUCCGUUCACAGAGCUUGAAAAGCGUAUAAACGAUGGCCAAGAUGCACAGGUUUGUGGGGUUAGUGACUUUUCCAACUGAUCUGAAAUAGGUUGUCUUCUCGCAUGCUAAUUUAGAGUCAUUUAGCAGGUGAAAUACACUGGCAGCUAAAACCUGAUUUCCGAAAUGAUCUUCUCUUUGUGUGUGUGCUCUGAGUGGCCAUACAGAACCAGGCUUGUUCAAUACUAGUGUAAAAAGCGAGCCUCUAAAUUACCGAAUUAAUCUAUUAGUAUUAUGUUUUCAGGGUAAUUAAAUUAAGGGUUUAGGAAAUGUGUGUAUCAGCACUAUUUAUACUAAAAAAUAGACUCUGU
This is a messenger RNA of Tympanuchus pallidicinctus (lesser prairie-chicken), 1388 nucleotides long. It is a transcript of the gene YOD1, whose product is annotated as YOD1 deubiquitinase. Bases 43 to 951 code for a protein of 302 amino acids. The transcript has 2 exons. Gene Ontology annotation, biological process: protein deubiquitination; endoplasmic reticulum unfolded protein response. NCBI's taxonomy places the organism in Eukaryota, Metazoa, Chordata, Aves, Galliformes, Phasianidae. The record is from RefSeq and is a predicted model, not a curated record. Gene Ontology annotation, cellular component: cytosol; nucleus. Gene Ontology annotation, molecular function: cysteine-type deubiquitinase activity.